UAAUCGCAAAGAACUCAGGAAACCAGAGUCCUGCAUUAGCAUUUAUUGAUUUGGAGCCAGCUUUAAUAUUUCUCGUGAGUUUGAGCGGACGUAAAACAUCCAAAACGGUUACUUAUACUUGUUUGUUUUUGGGUUCUUGUUCGUGUCCGAGCCAGGAUGAGUCAGCUCGGCGAUUUGCUCAGAGAAUCUGCGGAUGAAACCGGAAGUGGGAGGACGAUGAUACUGAGCUUACUCGAGGAAGAUCGAACCGACGGUGAAGAUCGAGCGACGAGUAAGUGGAGUACGCUGAAACAACGGCUGAGAUUUGACUGGGUUGGCUGUUGCGUUGGGCCCACCUUGCGUCUCACAGGAUCGGAAGCGCCAAUCGCCGAGGAAGAAGAAGAGGAAAACACGGGUCAAAACCCGGUCGUUGACUUUUCUGGUUCUGGUCCGGAUCCGGAUGUGGUUGUGGAGACGGAUAUUUUAACACGUGGCACAAGGAAUCUCGCGGAGGCUCUUGCGGAGGAGAGACUAGCGCGGGGCGAGCAACUGACGGAGGCUUCGGUCGCUAAGGUACCGUUGAUGAAAUUGCUGGCGGAAACGGAGGGUAGCGAUGCGUCCACGUGGACGGGUUCUGAUCCAGUGUGUUGCGUGUGUAUGGGAAGGGAGAAAGGGGCGGCGUUUAUCCCAUGUGGGCAUACGUAUUGUAGAGUAUGUUCAAGAGAGAUUUGGAUAAACCGUGGAUCCUGUCCUCUUUGUAACCGUUCCAUCUUUGACGUUCUUGAUCUUUACUGAAAACAUACAUUGAUGGAUUGUUAUGAUCGAACGCUAUGUUCAGGUUCUUUGUGCAUAUUAUGAUUGUAGUUACAAAUAAAAAGAUGACGUAUUGGUGCUAAACAUUGUGGUGUGAAAAAAUAAUUGUUUGGACGAAUGAAAUAUUUAACGUUGUGAACAAUAAC
Molecule: messenger RNA, 938 nt
Organism: Eruca vesicaria subsp. sativa (arugula)
Lineage: Eukaryota; Viridiplantae; Streptophyta; Magnoliopsida; Brassicales; Brassicaceae
Source: the annotation of a GenBank genome assembly